CUCUGCUCUCGGGCUGUGCUCCCCCUCCCCCAUCUGUUCCUCUUCCUCUAGGGUGGGACUGUUCCUUCACUUGACCAACAUUAAUCUCAUGUCUCCCAUGAGAUUACCUGUAGGAAUGGGAAUGAAUUGGCCAGCUGAGCUCUAGGCCCGUCCCUGUGUAAUAUGCCCACCUCUCCUCGUCCUCUGAAGCCCACAGCCUUCACACAGCCCCCUCAGCUGUGGCCCACAUGCAGCCAGGCUCAUGGAGGGCAGCGAGCAGCGGUGCCCACCGUGAGUGGUGCCGUGGGGAGACGGGAUCUGUGUGGUGCUUGGAAAACAAGGGUGUGGUUCUGGCCCCAGCUUAAUGUGCUUAAUUCUCUCUACCCACUCAGAUUCCUUAUGGAGGGACAAAGGCCGCAGAAACAGCGUUGCUUGUGCUCCAUGGCCUGUGAUCAAGGUUCUGCUGCGCUUCUGAGGGAGCCAGGCCACUCGGGUGUGCGACAGGAAGACCCCACGGAAGCAGAUGGUUCCCCAGGACCAGCCCAACCCACAAAACCCGUGGCUUACGUGAAACCCAUGAGAAUCCAGACCCGGGCGUACGCACGCACAGCUCCUCCUGCAGGAAGAGGCCACCCUGCAGGAAGAGGCAGCCUCAGCAGGGCAGGCCCUCCAGAGGGAGCAGGUCGGCACAGGCAGCCGAACCACACCGAGGAGCCACGCCACCCCGUCAGACCAGCAACCAGCCUGGCCCCACUCUUCACUGUUCCGGAAGCUACAGCGCAGGGAGACCACAGCCUCCACCCCGCCCGGGAGCACAGGCCUGCCCUGGAGCAGCCGGCGCCACAGGUCUAUCUGUGCAUAGGUUUCAGCCCCUUAGCUGGCUCAACCUUGCGUGUCAGGCAGACCGCCUCCGGCACCCACGUGUUCGGACUUCCGGUGUUCUUUACCAAUGUCUUCCACUGACCUGGCUCCUGCCGUAGCCUUCUCUUCUCUUCCCCUGGCUCUUGCUAACCAAAUCCAAAACCCAUUGCUGCCCCGCCCCUCUGGCCCAUCCUCUAAGUUGUUCUGUCCAAGGGAGUCCCCGCUCCCUCCUCCCAGAUCCCAACCCAGCCGCCCUCUGCUCCCCACGCCCUGUCCUGCCUGUGCUUUAUUAAAGAUGCAUGUGUGCUCGGAGCUCAGUGCCUGUGAACGUGAAGUCAACAGUCUCCCCUUGUGCGGCCGGACGUCUUAGAACAGGGGACACAACGAAACAGAGAAAGUGCAUGCAAGGAAAUACAACUCACAGGGCAUUCAGAAGACUUUCCAACGAGUAUAACUAAUACCCUCAGAGUACUUAACAUACAAAGCCAGCUAGACACACUUGGGGCAAGGGGCAGGACUGUCGGAACACGAAAUUUGUAGUUAGAUAGGACUCAGGAGCCAAUCAGCCGCAGAGGGAGCCUGCUGGAACAAGGCAGAGUGCAGCUGUGACGGCUGAGCCCAUGCCAGUUAACUCCCACAGUGGGCCACAGAAGAACCUCCACCAUGAAGAGUGGAUCAUUUGGGUCAGAGCAGUAACACUGCCUCAUCAUUUCUCCCAAUGG
Molecule: messenger RNA, 1562 nt
Organism: Oryctolagus cuniculus (rabbit)
Lineage: Eukaryota; Metazoa; Chordata; Mammalia; Lagomorpha; Leporidae
Source: RefSeq, a predicted model, not a curated record